CCUUCUGUCCCCCUUUCUCCCCCACGCGGACGCUGCUCGCCGCCUGCUCUGCUUUUGCCUUUCCACCGCGCCGCGCGGACGCCGUCCCCACUCCACGACAACGGAGCGAAACCGCCAGCAGCGAGCCGCGCUGCCCCGCCUGCCCUACUCACGUCACCCUUGACCACCAGCGCCGCGCCUUUGCCUUGGCCGCCCCGCAAACCCCAGCACCGCACCGCCGAAUGCGAGCCACGCGUCCCGGCGCUGACGCCGAAAAUCACCGGCCGUCCGGCCACGCCCAAGCCCGAGCAACCCUAGAGCCCCUCUAUAAAACCCCCUUGGGCGCCGCCUUGAACCCUAGCCCUGCUUUUCCUUGUGCGCCGCCGCCUUCCCCCAAGAACAGAGAGAAGCAGAGGAGGAAGAGGAGGGGGAAGAGGAGGAGAAGAAGAGAAAGAAGAGAGGAGGAGAAGCUCGACGCCGUCGGCCGCGAGGUGGAGCAGGAGCGCUGCUGGUGCCUCGACAUCGAGCCGACGCCGCCGUACCCGGAGCCGCGAGGAGGAGGAGGGCUGCCACCACCAGAGCUUCGUCGACCAGGCACCCCGAUCGACUCCCGCGACGCUGCUGUUCUGCCUGCACUGCCCCGGCUCGUCUCUGCGCCACCUCGCCACGGCAUCACGCGUUCUCUCCCGAGCCCGACCGGUCCUGACGUGGAGGAGUUGACCGACGUCCCGGACGAUCAGAAGAUCCGGAAGGACUACCUCGACACUCGGAGGUCCCAGAAGGACAUACCGGAUGACUAGAAGACGCCAGAGAUCAAGGAAGACUACAAAGACCUAUCAGCCUGAUAGAUGCAGAAUCUGAGUGAAGGAGUCGACAAGACGACAAAGGAAGGUGAUGUGAAGGAUGGCCCGAGCUACACUCCGAGCUGCCUGUGGAGAGGAUUCGUGAAGAUGAAGUUUGCCCAGAAGACUAGAUAUCGUUUUCGCUUUCUGUUUGUUUUCUUUUAGCCCAAGGGGCUUGUACUCUGAGAUUCGUAUUACAAUCCUUUGGAUUAUGUAAUAAAUAAACCCAUGUGAUGUUGUAAACGUGAGUUAUGUCUGUGAUAUUCAAUUAAAAUGAGUUUUGUA
This is a messenger RNA of Panicum virgatum (switchgrass), 1106 nucleotides long. RefSeq lists its product as uncharacterized. The record is from RefSeq and is a predicted model, not a curated record. Lineage: Eukaryota; Viridiplantae; Streptophyta; Magnoliopsida; Poales; Poaceae. The transcript is spliced from 3 exons. Bases 222 to 779 code for a protein of 185 amino acids.